UGCCUCACGGGCUGGCGGGAGCCGGGCCCGGCCAUGUCCGACGCGUAUUUCCCGGUGGGGCCCGGGCUGGGCAUGGAGGAGAAUUUCCUCUCGCUGGACGACAUCCUGAUGUCGCAGGAGAAGGUGCCGGGCCGCGCCGCGAGCGCGCUGCCGCGCCUGGCCGUGAUGCUGGGGCAGGGCGCCGGCAGCGCCGAGUCCGUCCCGGAGGGAUCGAAGCUGGAAAUGCCACUGUGGCUUGCUAAAGGGCUGCACGACAGCAAAAGGAGAAUCAUCUCUGUGGAACUGCCGAAGAUUUACAGGGAAGCCUGGAGGACGGUGUUCAGUGCUGAUGCCAAUGUGGUUGAUCUGCAUAAAAUGGGGCCCUACUACUAUGGAUUUGGCUCACAGCUCCUGAAUUUYGAGAAUCCAGAGAAUCCUGAGAUAGCUCAGACUAUCCUGCAGACGUUCACUGCCCGUUUCCGCCGCAUCAUGGACUCCUCUCAGAACGCCUACAACGAGGACACGUCAGCGCUGGUGGCUCGGCUGGAUGAGCUGGAACGGGCUCUCUUUCAAGUGGGCCAGAAAGGGCUGAAUGACUUCCAGUGCUGGGAAAAGGGACAGGCUUCUCAAAUCACAGCCUCCAGUCUGGUGCAGAACUAUGGGAAAAGGAAGCUCGCAGAAGUGGAUGGUUAAAAACCUGAAGAACAUGGACUUACAGUGGGGGACACAGAAUUACAGUCUGUCUGUUGUAGGAGAGAAAAAUGAAUCCAUUUAGGGAAGGACAGGCUCCCUGUCCAUUAAUGGGAAUUUUUCUCUGUAAUUUUGGAUUUGACUAGUGAAAAUUUUAAAGGCAGAGGGCAAGGAUAUAAAAAAUAGAUUACAUCACUGAAUAGCCUUGCAGCUUACUCAUAGCACUCCUGAGGAGUUGCAGCUAAGURUUUGCUAGGUGGCUGAAAGACUGUGAGAGGAUUUUCUAAAAGGGUAAUAAAUAUUAAUUAUUCUUCSAAAUUAAUGUUUACAACACCAGAUCUGGMAAGAAGUGUAAUUUAUAURUUUCAUCUUGCUCUUCCUGUCCCARCUUCCUGGAAACAACUGUUGAUUCCAUAAACAGCUGCUUUCAGGUUCCCUGUCUUUAGAGAGCCCCAGUGAUGUGGAAAAAACUGUGACACAGCAUUAAUUUUUUUUUCAUUUCUUGUACACUGAGGUGGAACAGGUGCUCUUUCUGAGGCAGGAAUGUUUUUCUUUGCUGACUUCUGUACACAGUGCCAGUGCCCUGGAGAGAAAUACCUCCUUAAGCCCACAYAGCAAGUGGCUCUGCAGGUCUAGUSCUGCCUUGUCCUCUCUCUCCCUUUUUGGCCCUUGUGACCUUGGUGCUGUGCAAUAAAGAAUGUUCCUGUUUGA
This is a messenger RNA of Malurus melanocephalus (red-backed fairy wren), 1380 nucleotides long. RefSeq names its product GINS complex subunit 3 (gene GINS3). The transcript is spliced from 3 exons. Gene Ontology annotation, cellular component: GINS complex. The coding region runs from base 34 to 672 and encodes 212 amino acids. Gene Ontology annotation, biological process: mitotic DNA replication initiation. The record is from RefSeq and is a predicted model, not a curated record. Lineage: Eukaryota; Metazoa; Chordata; Aves; Passeriformes; Maluridae.